Molecule: messenger RNA, 1005 nt
Organism: Pleurotus ostreatus (oyster mushroom)
Lineage: Eukaryota; Fungi; Basidiomycota; Agaricomycetes; Agaricales; Pleurotaceae
Exons: 5
Coding region: 1-1005 (334 amino acids)
Source: RefSeq, a predicted model, not a curated record
AUGGUAUCGUACCCUCCCGACGAGCCAGCUUCCACCAUCCUCCUGGAACAAACGUUCGUAGCAGGCGACUUCAUAUGCGGCAUAGGAUAUGGAAUCCAGAUUGUACUCUUCUUCUCAUGUGCAAUCUACCUCUGGAAGCAGCGCAAGAGUAGACCGCAAACAAUGUUCCUCCUGGCGUACAUCAUCGUCUUGUUCUGCGUCGAAACAAUCUUCGAGGCUGUCCAAGCCCGCACGGUACAGGUCAUCUAUAUUGACAAUCGUGCCUAUCCUGGAGGACCGUGGCAAUACUUUCUGGACACCCAGAACCUGGCCAUCAACGUGAUUUUCUACGCGACUACUUUCAUAUUGACUUUCCUGUCGGACUUCCUGGUGCUUUGGAGGUGCUGGGUUAUAUGGACCGCAUCUGGUAGGCUGGCGGCCUACUUAGCGACAGCAUUCCCAGCUCUCCUGCUGUUGGCUUCUUUUGUCAUGGGCACACUGUGGACGUUGCAGUCCAGUCAGCCUGGCCUAUCAUUAUACAGCAAGUUACCACUUGCGUAUGGUACAUCAUAUUACGCCAUCUCACUCAGCGUCAACAUUAUCUUGACCAUCCUCAUCACUUUCCGCCUCCUGUUGUACCGUCACAGGAUCAAGGAAUCGCUUCCUGAGGAACAUGCCAAACACUAUGUGUCUCUCCUCACCAUCAUCAUCGAAUCCGCUGCUCUGUACUCGUUGUUCUCUAUCCUGUUCCUCAUCACGUACGCCGUGAACAACCCUACCAAUCAAAUCUUCCUUGGAAUGGCGUCCUCAGCUCAACAAAUCGCCGGCUAUCUUAUCAUAUACAGAGUUGCGGAGGGUAGGGCUUGGAAGAAGGACACGCUGACGCAAUCGACGCUCCCCACGAUGAACUUCCAGCCAGGCAAGAAAGAAAAGUCGGGGACGGACAGCUCAGCGACGCAGACACAGAUGUUCGGUGUAUCCACUCAUGGUGUAUCCUUAACGCCAGCCGCUUCUAUUAGCGAUUAG